This is a messenger RNA of Prionailurus viverrinus (fishing cat), 3754 nucleotides long. RefSeq names its product triadin (gene TRDN). NCBI's taxonomy places the organism in Eukaryota, Metazoa, Chordata, Mammalia, Carnivora, Felidae. The record is from RefSeq and is a predicted model, not a curated record. Gene Ontology annotation, cellular component: sarcoplasmic reticulum; membrane. Gene Ontology annotation, molecular function: signaling receptor binding.
AUGGUAGUGGAUAUAGAAGGUGGAAAUGCGUCUACUACCACCACAGUGAUAGACAGCAAAAAUGGAUCUGUGCCCAAAUCCCCUGGGAAAGUUCUGAAGAGGACAGUCACAGAAGACAUAGUGACAACAUUCAGCUCCCCAGCAGCCUGGCUUCUGGUCAUUGCUCUGAUAAUCACAUGGUCAGCUGUUGCUGUCGUUAUGUUUGACCUAGUGGAUUACAAAAACUUUUCAGCAAGCUCUAUUUCCAAGAUUGGCUCAGAUCCUCUAAAACUCGUACAUGAUGCUGUGGAAGAAACCACCGACUGGGUCUAUGGCUUCUUUUCUUUGUUGUCUGACAUCAUCUCGUCUGAGGGUGAUGAAGAAGAUGAUGAUGAUGGGGAUGAGGACACUGAUAAAGGAGAAAUAGAGGAGCCUCCCUUGAAACAAAAAGAAAUACACAAAGACAAGACUGAAAAGCAGGAGAAACCUGAAAGGAAAAUAGUACCUAAAGUUACACACAAAGAAAAACCAAAAGAAAAAGAAAAAGCUGAAAAGAAAGCAACUCACAAGGAAAAAAUUGAGAAAAAAGAAAAACCAGAAACAAAGACAGUGGCAAAAGAAGAGAGGAAAACAAAGACCGAAGAGAAGAUUAAAAAGGAAGUGAAAGGUGGGAAACAAGAGAAAGUGAAGCAAACAGCCGCAAAAGUCAAAGAAGUACAGAGACCAUCACCUAAGCCCAAGGAGAAGGAGGGAAAAGAGACCGCAGCUGUGUCCAAGCAUGAACAGAAAGAUCAGUAUGCAUUCUGUCGAUAUAUGAUUGACAUGUUUGUCCGUGGGGAUUUAAAACCAGGACAAAGCCCAGCCGUACCACCUCCAUUACCAACAGAACGAGCUUCCAGACCCACUCCGGCAUCACCUACCCCUGAAGGCAAAGAACAAGAGGAAAAGAAGAAAGCUGAGAAGAAAGUGACUUCUGAAACAAAAAAGAAAGAAAAAGAAGCUGUCAAAAAGAAAACCGACAAGGAAACUGCCGUUGAUGUGAAAAAAAAAGAGCCAGGGAAAGCUCCUGAAACCAAACAAGGGACUACAAAAGUUGCAGCACAAGCAACAGCUAAAAAAGAUGAAAAGAAGGAAGAUUCUAAGAAAACAAAAACAACUAUAGAAGAACAACCCAAGGGAAAAAAACAGGAAAAGAAAGAAAAACACGUGGAACCAGCAAAGUCAUCAAAGAAGGAACAUUCAGCUCCAAGUGAAAAGCAAAUAAAAGCAAAAACUGAACGAGCCAAAGAAGAGGCUGGUGCUGCCUCAACUAAAAAAGCUGUACCUGGAAAGAAGGAAGAGAAAACAACCAAGACAGUGGAGCAAGAAAUUAAAAAAGAAAAAUCCGGGAAGACUUCCUCAGUUUUGAAGGAUAAAGAGCCUAUUAAGGGGAAAGAAGUGAAGCUUCCAGUUUCCCUAAAGGAAAAAGAACCUGAAAUUAAAAAAGAGGAAAAGAUACCCAAAGCAGGCAAAGAAGUCAAGCCUAAGCCUCCACAGCCACAAGUAAAAAAAGAAGAGAAACCAGAGUCACAAGUAAAAAAGGAAACAAAACCAGAACAAGACAGAGCAAAACCGGAAAAGACUGUUUCUCAUGGUAAACCAGGUAUUUUGCAGGUGGUGUCUAUAGUAUAAAAUUGUCUCUCCAUGUUCUGGUUUCAGCAGAAUGAAGAGUCUCAUGUCAAAUCUAAAGUUUUUAGGACGAUUCAAGUCUUAAGUCACCCAACUUCUAGAACAUCUCCAAUUUUAGUCAUCUCCACCAUAUUUUUUGAACUGAGGACUUGACGUGUAACAGUAACUACACAGUCUAUCCCUUCUCAUCAGAUACUUAGCUGAGUAAGAUCAUCACCUCCAGCACUGAGGUGAAUGGGCUCCAUGGUUUACUUCUGUUCUGCAUGAGACAAGAUGUCCUUGGGAAACUUACAAUUCAGAACGGCUUGUUCAAACAUGACAUCUUACGUUUCAAAACCCCCAAGAAAAGGAAAUCAACAUUUCUCCCUGUUUCCUCUCCUUCUUUCCUCCGUCUUUGCCUCACUUUCUUUUUUUUCAACCCUGAUCUUACAUUUUGGUGAAAGUAGAGGUAAGCCAGUGUGUUCUGCUCAGAAAGCGAGAUACAGAAUUUACCAAAACAAAUGUAUUAAUUGUUUUUUAUUUAAGACUAAAAACUUUUAAGUUUUCAUUUACGCUAAUUAAAUAUGACUUUAAUUUUGAGGCAGUCCCAAGCCUCAGUUAUUGUCCUUCAUUCCAGGCUGAAUUGUUUACCCGAAGUUGUAAAUGGGGUUAGGCCAGAAUCUGUAAUAAGGUAAAAGCAUACUUUCUGUAAGCAUAUCUUAGGAAACAUUUUCCUUAUACUUCUAAAAUUUUUACUUCAGGAAAACUGUUUACAAUGGGUUUGAGUCCAUUUGCUUUCAUUCGCUCAUGCUUUAAAAUACAUGACACACCAACAAAAGAAGCUAUAGGAGUAGAAAAAGCAGAGCUGUAGUGUGAGGAACCAAGAAUAACCGUCUAUAUUGACAUAAUCAGAACCUUAGAACCUCCUCAUUUAAUGAAUGAUAAAAUCUUGCUAUUUUCUUGACUGUCCCAAAUGUCAGUCAUUUUGAGCUGAAAUACAGAGAGUGAGAGAGUUUAGUCUCCAAGUAUACAGCAAGCACACUGUCCUCCAGCCACACCUUUCUUUUAUUUUAGUGAUAAUAUCCGUAUUCUAAAUUCUGCUUCCCAGGGAAACGUUCUAAUUGAUUAAUUCUCACUGCUGAAUUAUUGAAAAGUUUCAUUUUACAUAGGAUCAUUUUAAUAAUCUCUCUACACCGAUCCAAGUCUCUUUAUGUCUAUAAAAACAUAGAGAACAGAAGACAUCCCAUAAAUGUACCACUUUGCCCUUCCCCAGCUUUGCACAAUAAAACACACACACACACACACACACACACACACAACGAAAACAAAACAAAAAAAAAAACCCUUGGGUUUUCUCCCAUUCUGAACCCUAGGCUAAUCCUGGGUUCCCAGGGAGGUAUUUUGCACUACAGAAAUUAAAAAAUGCUUCUUCCUGUUCCAGUUCAAUUAUUAAAAAAGUAUAUGUGCUUUUUAUUAAAAAAAAAAACAGAACAAAACAAAACAAAACAACCCCUGCAUAGAUAAAUACAGUGAAAUACAGUGAAGGCAAGGCAUAGGGUGUAUAUUGGCAGGUUAGGGGACGAUUCCAAUUAGGAAAACUUUUUUGGUAGGAUAGCUGCAAAGGAUGUCUGCAGCUGGACACAUUUUCUUUGUGCUCCAUCCAAUUUGAAUAAAAGAUAUAGCUUGCUGUGUUUUUGGAAAAAUAGCUUUUUCUCAGUAUUGGUGUUAUUUCAAAGAGAAUACAAAAUAUCAAAGUUGACUUAUGUCACUGUUUUAUAGUAAUGUAUUUAAAUUUCCUACUUGUGUUAAAAUUUUUUCCUAUCACAGAAGAAAAAGUUGUCAAGCAGGUAAAAGCUACUACAAUAGAAAAACCAGGUAAGAUAUUUCAUAUUUUUCUUCUGUGUAUCAGCUUUAUGUUACAUGGGUACACACACACACACACACACACACACACACACACAUACAUUUUCACUGAAGUGUAUAGUUUCAGUGCCAUAAAUUCUAAGAUUUUGAAUUCUUAUAAAUCACUAAAAUAUAUACUCAAUAAAUUAACAGUGGAAAACUAAAGAGAUAUAAUUUAAUUUUUAAGUGUGCUUGAUCUAAGCUUGCAUGUAACUCAUAAAGUAAU